UAGUCCUUCUUUACCUUGAUCAUCACAAUUAACUUUCCAAAAGGUGAUCAUCUUAUAACUGGUGGAGAAUUUUUUUCUUCUUCUUCUUCCUAAGUUUCUUCAUCUCUCUUUUUCUUUUCCUUCUUCUUUUAGUAUAUUUGGUAACGUGUACAUGUUGUUGGGGAGAAAAGAAAUUGUAUCAAAAAUCUUAAAAUUAAUGUGAACAAGUGAAUAGAAUUUAAAAUUAACCAUCGAUUGUUUUUCUCAUUUUUGCUCAUCACAAUUUAGAAAAGAAGAAAAAAAAAAUUCUUUUUUCUCUUUCUUUCUUUGUUCUAUUCUCUUUGUGAUAUUUGUCAUUUAAUUGAUUAUUCUUCCAUUAUGGUUACCUUAUUGUUACCUUCAAAUAGAACAUGGGAACCAUCACCAAGUUAUUCUUUGUUCUUAUUGGAAUCUGGUAAUUUUGUUCGUGAUAAUUUCAAUCAACUAGUGACCAAUUACUCUUUUCCUGAGGAUACAAUUAAAGAUUUAAAUAAGUGUUUAACUAACCUUGAUCGAUAUGAUUACAUUCUCAUGUUUGUCUUGGCCAUUUUUUGGACAAUUGUACGAAAUCUGUUGACCAGUCACAUUUUUAAGCCAAUUGCUCGUUAUUACAGGUUACCAAAGCAAGAAGGUGACAAGUUACCUGAAAGUGUAUGGAAAUUCAUGUUCUACCUUUCAACUUGGUGUUACACUGCAUAUAUUUUACUCUGGCAAUCAGGAACAAAUUACUUCUACAAACCAACCGAUGUUUGGAAAGAUUAUUCGAUGUCACUUGAUGUUCCAAAAGAUGUUUACGCCAUUUACUUAAUUGAAAUAAGCUUUUAUCUUCAUUCUCUUUAUGCAACCUUAUUUGUUGACCAUUGGAGACGCGACACUUUGGUCUUAAUGGGACAUCAUAUUGUUACCUCAUUGCUUCUUGUCUUCUCUCUCUCAAUCAGGUGCCAUCGAGCUGGUUUAAUUGCUAUAUUUCUUCAUGAUGCCUGUGACAUUGUCCUGGAAGGAACCAAAACUUGUCUCUAUUUUAAACGACAGAACAACAAGAAUAUCAAUUUCUUUGAGAUACUUGCGAACAUUGGUUUCUCCUUCUUUACCGUUACUUGGUUCGUCACUAGACUUUACUGGUUCCCAUUGAGAAAUAUUUUCAUCUCAUCAAUUUAUGUUCACCAGAAUGGGAUUCAAGUUCCAUUUCCACUUUUCCUUAAUUCACUUCUAUACAUUUUACUUACCAUGAAUCUCUACUGGUUCUCUUUCAUCAUUAAGCUUCUUUAUAAAGUUGUUACUGGUCAAGUUAAAGAGCUUGAAGAUAAUAGGGAAUAUGAACACGAUGAGUUCGAUGAACCAUCCGAGAAGAAAGAAACUAAAGAAAAGGUUAAAAGUGAGACUAAGCGAAAAUUAAAUGUAUCUUUUAGUAAAGACACAAGUUCAACUGAAUAUUUGUUACAUCAACGAAAAGAAGAUCAAAAUGGAGGAAGAUCAACAUAAUUAAUUGUAAUCAUUGGACAAAUAAUCAUACACGUUUUAUAAAUUACUUUGUUAUCUGUGGUCAUAAUUAUCAUCAAUCAUCAAUCAUCAUCAUCAUCAACUGUCGUUUAACCAUCAACAAUUUAAAUAAUACAUUUUAACCAGAAAAACCAGCAAAAUCAUGCCAACAAUCAACAAUCAACAUAUUUCAUAUUAUCAACAUUAUUUUGUGUUUAUGUUUUUUUACAUAAUUAUUAAUAUUAUUAUCAGAAACUACGAUUAAUAUUUUUACUUAAAAAAGGUGGGUUUUUGUAUUGAUUUGUUUCAAUUAUUUCAACCAAUUAAUCAGAUUCACUGAUAAAUGGUGAGACAAUUUAACAUUGUAAUAUUUACUUUCCAAUCUGUAUUUUUUUAAAUUUCUACUUAUUAAUAUGUUUAAAAAAGUUUCUUAAAUUAUUAUAUCAACUAAGAUUAACUAUCAAAAUAUUUUGUAAAAAAAAAGUCUCUCGAAAAAAAUUACUAAUUAAACGACAAAUCAGUUGACAACGAAGAAGAAUCAAA
Molecule: messenger RNA, 2040 nt
Organism: Panonychus citri (citrus red mite)
Lineage: Eukaryota; Metazoa; Arthropoda; Arachnida; Trombidiformes; Tetranychidae
Product: ceramide synthase 1-like
Exons: 6
Coding region: 358-1500 (380 amino acids)
Biological process (GO): ceramide biosynthetic process
Cellular component (GO): membrane
Molecular function (GO): sphingosine N-acyltransferase activity
Source: RefSeq, a predicted model, not a curated record